Messenger RNA from Leptosomus discolor (cuckoo roller), 396 nucleotides. Lineage: Eukaryota; Metazoa; Chordata; Aves; Leptosomiformes; Leptosomidae. The record is from RefSeq and is a predicted model, not a curated record.
CCGUAUUGGGCCACCUGGCCCUACCAGACCCUGCUGCUGCCCCGCCGCCACGUCUGCCGUCUCCAGGACCUCCGCGAGUGCGAGAGGGAUAGCCUGGCCUCCAUCAUGCAGAGGCUGCUCAUCAAAUAUGACAACCUCUUUGAAGUCUCCUUCCCCUACUCCAUGGGAUGGCAUGGAGCCCCCACGGGCCCCUACCUGGAGGAGGACUGUGGGCACUGGCAGCUCCAUGCCCACUACUACCCCCCACUGCUCCGCUCUGCCACCGUCCGCAAGUUCAUGGUGGGCUAUGAGAUGCUGGCUCAGGCACAGCGAGACCUCACCCCCGAGCAGGCGGCUGAGCGCCUGAGGAGCCUCCCUGAGGUGCACUACAAGCAGAGGGACAAGGAGACGUCGUGA